AGCCUCGGGUCUCCCGGAACGAUGGUGAAGUUGGGGAACAAUUUCGCGGAGAAGGGCGCCAAGCAGCCGCUGCUGGAGGAUGGCUUCGACACCAUCCCCCUGAUGACGCCCCUCGAUGUCAAUCAGCUGCAGUUCCCGCCCCCGGACAAGGUGGUUGUGAAAACGAAGACCGAGUACGAGCCUGACCGCAAGAAAGGCAAAGCGCGCCCUCCCAAGAUAGCGGAGUUCACUGUCAGCAUCACCGAGGGGGUCACCGAGAGGUUCAAGGUGUCCGUGCUGGUCCUCUUCGCCCUGGCCUUCCUCACCUGCGUCGUCUUCCUGGUCGUCUACAAGGUGUACAAGUAUGACCGUGCCUGCCCCGAUGGGUUCGUCCUCAAGAACACCCAGUGCAUUCCAGAAGGCUUGGAGAGCUACUACGCGGAGCAAGACUCCAGUGCCCGGGAGAAAUUCUACACCGUCAUCAACCACUACAACCUGGCCAAGCAGAGCAUCACACGCUCGGUCUCACCCUGGAUGUCCGUUCUGUCGGAAGAGAAGCUGUCCGAGCAGGAGACCGAAGCCGCCGAAAAGUCGGCCCAGUGAGGUGGGCAGGUUCCUUACGAUGUGUCACUUGAAGGUAACAAAGGGACUCGGAGGGACGUUUCAUUAAAUAUAAUUCCCGAUAAUUUAGAGGUCGCUCAUUUAUGGUGCAACUGCUUGUUUGCUGAUGCCGCUUUGCAAAUAAACCUUGCUGCCGGCCGCC
This is a messenger RNA of Neomonachus schauinslandi (Hawaiian monk seal), 742 nucleotides long. It is a transcript of the gene NSG1, whose product is annotated as neuronal vesicle trafficking associated 1. The record is from RefSeq and is a predicted model, not a curated record. Gene Ontology annotation, molecular function: clathrin light chain binding. Lineage: Eukaryota; Metazoa; Chordata; Mammalia; Carnivora; Phocidae. The transcript has 4 exons. Gene Ontology annotation, cellular component: membrane; endosome. Gene Ontology annotation, biological process: endosomal transport; G protein-coupled dopamine receptor signaling pathway; clathrin coat assembly. Bases 22 to 582 code for a protein of 186 amino acids.